Molecule: messenger RNA, 5057 nt
Organism: Paramisgurnus dabryanus
Lineage: Eukaryota; Metazoa; Chordata; Actinopteri; Cypriniformes; Cobitidae
Gene: alpk3b
Product: alpha-kinase 3b
Biological process (GO): cardiac muscle cell development; protein phosphorylation
Cellular component (GO): nucleus
Molecular function (GO): ATP binding; protein serine/threonine kinase activity
Source: RefSeq, a predicted model, not a curated record
GUACCACCCCAGGAGCCUUAACAGCACAGAAAGAAACACAGAGUCUCACAAGUCCAGAACGUCUAAACCUGAGGGUCUAAGUAAAGGGGGAUCUGCUGCUGAGAUGUUGUAAUGAUGGAAGACAAGCAAAGUUUGGACAAUCGAUUGCAUUUUGCUGUUUCACAGGUUUAACAGGUUAUACGAUUAUGUUGGAUCCAAUCAGCUGACUCCUGUUAGUUUUGUUCCGGUUGAGCUGCUUUGAGUGGACACAUGCAGAUUGAGAACAUGGGUUCAAGAAGGCUCAUGAAUCGUUCACUGUCGAGUGAUGGAAAGUAUUACGGUGGCAAUGAUAUCACCUCUCAGAAUAGCAAGGGUGGCUGUAGGAGCUACCUGAACAGUAUCCGACCUGAAAGCAGCUAUGCUGGCCAUAGAUUAUCUCAAUUCAAGCCAUACAGGAGCACUUUCUGCAGUGUGAUGGCCCAAUUAACUGAGGAUACGCAGCCAACAUUUGACACCACCUUGAAAUCCAAAGCUGUGUCUGAAGCAACUAAUGUCAAGUUCCUCUGUGUGGUCUCAGGUCACCCUGCCCCCGAGGUGACAUGGUACAAAGAUGACGUACAGCUGGACAGAUACUGCGGUCUCCCCAAAUAUCAAGUUUUACGGGAUGGAAAGACUCACACGCUCCUUAUUUAUGACUGCACUCUGGAGGAUGCCGCAAUCUACCAAGCGUCGGCACGAAACAUUCGAGGCAUUGUGUCUUGUUCGGGGGUGUUGGAGGUGGGAACCAUGAGUGAGUUCAAGAUCCAUCAAAAUUACUUUGCGAAGCUUAAGCAGAAAAACAAGAACCGUUGUCGUGAGCAGGAAGAGCCCCACCAAAGAGACAAUGAGAACGUUCCAGAGGUCCUUAGGAGCAGUCCUGAGAGAACCCAAAGGAAACGCAGGUCCCCAAUGGAAAAAACCUUAAGCUUUUGGGCCGCCAACUCUUCGGAGGAGAAAGAAGAGCAGAGCGCUCUCGGUCAAACAUCUCAGGCAGAAGAAAGACUAGGUUCUCUUAUUCAAGAACCUAAAUCAGCCCCUGUUCACUACCACUCUGACUCUGAAAUAACCACGAACAGAGACAACGCCAACCAGGAGCUUAUGUAUAUUCACGAUAAUGUGCAAAAUGCCUCAGCCAAAGAGACAGCUAAGGAUCAUUAUGCCAAGAAGAAGAUCAAAAUCUCAACAGCCACAUCAGAAAGAAAUAAGGAGAAAAAGCAGGUAGAAAGAGAAAAAGGGACAGAAAUGAAGAUAAGGAAUGAGAAGGGAACUCCCGUUGAGAAGAUGGAGGUACAAAACACUGUCAACCAGAACAAAGUGGACACGAAACAGAUUGAAAAGCUAUCGGUUAAAGCAAGUAAAAAUGCCACAGAAAUAAAGAGAACACAGGUGGCUCAAAAGCCCAUCUUAACCCAGAGACGCCCGUUGGUGAAGGUUGCCAUGGCCACUCAAGACACAAAGCAACAUGGAUCAUCUGACAAACAGAAACGUAUUGAUAGAAGACCCCUUAUAAAAGCACAUUCCCAACAUGAAGCCCAAAAUACUAUACAUGUUCUAAACCAGAGAGCGGAAAACUGUAAUCCAAGCUCCUCAGACAACAAGGUCAUGGAUUUAGAUGACAACAAGACUAAACCAGUAGCAGAUACAUGCGUGAGAAUCCUGCCGCAUUCUUGCGGCGGGGGUGACGUCAGCGCGGAUACAGCAGACAGGAAUGUGUCUGCACCCUCUCAUAGGGCUUCGGCUGGUGGUGAGACGCACACUGAACCCACAGAGCCAGCAAUUUGUGGAAACAUUCCUUCUUCGGAGAAAGAGGUGGCUGGCAUGGAGUUAAACCAGCAACCCCCACUGACAUCUGAGGUCACUUCCUGUGUUACAGAUAAACAUUUUAAACUCAUUUCCCACCCGCUUGCAUCCCAGGGACAAAAUGAGAGAGCAGGUGAUCAGUCCACAGCAUUAACAUCCAAAGCUACACCCUCUGUCACUAGGCAUCAUAAGCCAGAUCUGGAAAGCGCUCAGAUGGAUGAAAAAAACUCCUCGGGUCAUGAUUCACACACAAUCCAAAAUGGUCAAGUUACAACAGCUAAGAGUUCCUCAUCGGGAGAAGACAUGCCAACUAAGUUGUGUGAGAAGGAUCAAACCAAAGAUGGAAGGCGAAUAAUCGAAAGAGGAUUUGAAAAACCAAAGGGUGAAAUAAAAUCUGUGGCCACAUCUCUGAACGAUACGAAGGUAAAUGAGAGGGGAGUAAGUGUAACACUAAAGAAUUUUAAAGAAAGGUCUACCGCAAACACAAAGCAACCUGUAUCUCUAGUAACAGAAUUUGUGCAAGUUCACAACCUUGCAAGUGUCUCAGAUCCAGAUGUGGUGAAAUCACAGAUCAUAAGUGACUCCUCAACUGAUAAAACUCUAAUAAAACACACAAAGGCCACCGAGUUUCAAAGAAACUCUCAUGACAAUGUUUCUAAAAUGGACAUACAGGAACAAGAGCCAUCUCAUUCAAUCACAUCUGAAGUACCUGAAGCUGUGAAUCACCAGAGAGAAAGUAACACUUCGAAAGAUAACAAUCAACACUCUUCCACUUUUAAUACUUCAAAUAUUGCUCCUGGAGAUAAAAAUAAUGACAGCGAUCCUGAAGCAGAUCAUUUCGAACCCUCUACAUUCCUUUCCCAAAAUUCGAAAAUCUUACCCUCAAAAUUUACCAUUCCUGUCAUUUAUAUAACAGAUGUGGAUGGCACAUCUUUAACUAUAGAAAACGUGGUAUGCAUAAAUCCUAUUAAUGAAUCAGAAACUGUAAAAUUUUGCACUGAAACAAAUGUGUCAAACAGCAAUGAUGUCACUCAAAUAGUUAAAACAACUGAUCACACAGACACUGUGAACAAAUCUGCAGCCACCCUGGAAUCUGAAGAGCUGCCUGAUGCGCAAGUUGAUCUUUCCCUGCCCUCAAAACCCUCUGAAGUUAACCAGCAUGAUCAGCAACCAUUAGAUGACAAAACUAACAUUCAAGGACUCGAGAGUCAGCAUUCCUCUGAGAACGUUGCCUCAGACUUCACUGGACCAAUCAGGGAGCUCAUGCCACUUUGCAAUGCUGUGAAAAGCAAUAGUUCAAAUGAGUCAGAUUUGGAAACCGAAUCCCCAACAGUGGUGGCAAAGCCAGAUCUCAAUCAAAAAGCUGAACCUAAUUCUUUCAUUAAGCAAAUGAAGACUGCUGCGCUGGACCUGGAGACGUCAAAUCAAAGCUCAACUUGUGCCACAGUAAAUGCUACACCAAAUGGAGAGUCUACAGAUACAGAUAAAUAUGAGCAAGUGAAUUCUGAAGUGAUCAAACCUGGUAUGGAGGAGUCUGCUUUGCUUCAAAGAAAAAACAAUUUAAAAACUGUUUCUCCACUCAGUCCAUCUUCAGAUGUAACAAUUCAACUAAAGACUACGGAUGAUCAGAUCAUCACCUCGAAUGCUACACACAGCGAGCUUACGGAAACAGAGAAGAGCAAUGUGGAAAUGGCCGCAUGUAUUAAACAAGCAAAUAAACAUGCAGAGUUUCAGGAACUGUCACAAUCUGCAUCUCAAAUACAGUCAGUAAAUAAUUCAUCACACAAGACAUUUUCCUCUCCUGGUCUUACUCGGAAGGGUGUCACAGCUGACCUCUCAGAUCAAAAAGAAAACGAGAGCAUUAAGACAAAAUCGUCAGAUAAAGACAAAGAAAACCAGUUUAAAGUUCCCCAAGUUAUUCGUAGAAUCCGUCCAGAAGUAUUUGAUAACUCUGGGCAUCUGAAACUCUGGUGUCAAUUUUUCAACGUAGUAAGUGACUCAACAAUAAAGUGGUACAAGGACGACGUGGAGAUUGCUGAAAUAAAUAGGAGUGCGGGAGUGGAAACUCAGGUGUGCCUGGCCAUUGUGCAGAUGUCCAAAAAGGAUUGUGGGGUUUACAGAUGUAGCAUCACUAAUGAGUAUGGCCAAGAUUCCACAGAGUACCUUCUUGGCACAGAAGUUCUUUCCAAUAUGGUCUUAUGUCAGGAACUCCAAGAAGUUGGAGAGGAGAUUGAGAUGACUCCUCUGAUCUUUAGUAAAGGUCUUGCUGAUGCAGGCUGUUGGGGCAGAAAAUUCUAUGGGCGUCUCACAACAGAGGAGGCUCAGGUCGGAACGGGAUGCGAGCAUAAAACCAGACGGAUGAGGGUGAUCUAUGGAUUAGAUCCAGUGUUUGAAUCAGGCAGCUCAUGUUUUUUGAAAGUGCGAAACCCUAUUGCAUAUGAGAGCAGAGAGGAGACUGUUUUGGCUGAAAAGAAUCUUCAAAUGACCAAACAGGACUGCAGAAUUCAGAACAUGGCACGAGAGUACUUUAAGAUCUUUGCUGCAGAGACAAGAGAAAUAGAAAGCUUUGGUUCAACAUUGGAGAUAAUCCCUUUAUACUUUAUGUAUCGGCCAGCAAGCAGUGUCCCAUAUGCGACUGUGGAGGCGGAGCUUAAGGGUGUCUAUUUGCGGUACUGUGGAUUGGACCACAGUGGGUCACUGGUAUUCAACAACAAGUCAGAUGUGACACAAAAGUGUUCCUCUCUUCAACACUGGAUACACCAGUGGACAAAUGGCAAUGUGCUAUUCUCCAGACUUGAGGGAGUUGAUACAAUAUUAACAAACAUUGGAGUAGUGACCAAGUCAAAGGGGUAUCAGGGGUUCCCCUGUGAGGCUAAUCCAAAGGUUUUUGAGCAUUUCCAGUCUCAGCAUCAAUGUAAUUACUUUUGUGGUCUCCUGAAACUUAAACCUCCUAAAGUCCUAGAAACUCUUCAGACUGCUAGAUUUAAAGGCUCCUCCAGUCCCCAGACACAGCGCAAGACCUCAAAGAGCCCCAAACUAUCCCGCAAGCCAAAUCCACAGACCUCCACCUAAAGCACAGAAGUUGAAAGUUUUAAAAACUCAAGGAAAUAAAGACAGGGAUGUCUACUGAAGGUGCAGCUAAUGCCACUCAGGUUGUACUUUGUGACUUGAUGUUUUGUCAGAAACAUUCUUUUGAUAUGUGUGACAAUUAAAUCAGAUAUGUACAUCCGUAAAAAUAA